Molecule: messenger RNA, 501 nt
Organism: Pseudomyrmex gracilis
Lineage: Eukaryota; Metazoa; Arthropoda; Insecta; Hymenoptera; Formicidae
Exons: 6
Biological process (GO): protein processing
Cellular component (GO): plasma membrane
Molecular function (GO): metalloendopeptidase activity
Source: RefSeq, a predicted model, not a curated record
GGGACGUCGACUCGACUUUAAUACAACCGUACUAAACUCCCGUUUUACAUAAAAUUGUCGUUCUAACUAUGGCGAUACGCAAACCAAUAUAUGAUUCCAAUCGAAGAUAUAUGAAUUAUGCAACUUUGGGCAGCAUACUUGCGUAUGAAAUUAAUAUGGUUUUAAUUGAGAAACAUAUUUCGCCGUUUACCAAGAAUUUUGUCUUUAAUAACAAAAAGCAAUGUUUUAUUGAUACCUGUAGAAAUUUAUAUCCGAAUAAUCAAAUGUUGUGUCAAGGAAUAAUCAUAAACCAAAGACUAAACCACAAUAUGGCUAAUGCUGCUGGAAUUUUGGUUGCAUAUUACGCAUAUAAAAAGAAAAACCCGGAGCAAAAUGAAGACAAUAUAUAUCAAAAAAGUAUCAAAAAUAUGACCGAAGACCAAAAAUUUUUUGUUGAUUAUGCGCGUAUGAUGUGCGAAUAUAUACCGCUGGACAAAGUGGAACUGUAUAUAAAAGAAUUUG